Messenger RNA from Didymodactylos carnosus, 1566 nucleotides. The record is from the annotation of a GenBank genome assembly. NCBI's taxonomy places the organism in Eukaryota, Metazoa, Rotifera, Eurotatoria, Philodinida, Philodinidae.
AUGGAGGAUAACAAUGAAAUUAAGGAUAAACAACAUAGUCUGCAUGGUCAACUGCAGCAACAUACGCAACCUCAAUCGGUAGCAUCGAAUGUGCCAAGCGAUGUUCGAACUGGACGCGGACCAGGACUUGCUACAAAUAUUAAUAAAAAUACUUUACAACCUGAUAAUGAUACAAGUACAACAACAACAUCAGCUCUUGUCAGCUCAGCAACCGGACCAAAUGCCAUGCUAAUGGUUGGUCCGAAUUUUCGAGUUGGAAAACGAAUUGGAGCGGGUAAUUUUGGAGAAAUAAGACUAGGAAAAAAUCUGUACAAUAGUGAACAUGUAGCAAUUAAACUUGAGCCAAUGAAAUCACGCGCACCCCAAUUACAUCUUGAAUAUCGUUUUUACCGACAACUUGGCGCUGCAGAAGGAAUACCUCAAAUUCAUUAUUUUGGACCUUGUGGUAAAUAUAAUGCACUUGUGAUAGAAUUAUUGGGACCAAGUUUAGAAGAUUUAUUUGACAAUUGUGAAAGAAAAUUUUCAUUAAAAACAGUUUUGAUGGUUGCUAUUCAGUUGAUUACCAGAAUGGAAUAUGUUCAUUCAAAAAAUCUUAUUUAUCGUGAUGUAAAACCAGAAAAUUUUUUAAUUGGUAGAAGUUCAACACGAAAACAACAUUUAAUUCAUAUAAUCGAUUUUGGAUUGGCAAAAGAAUAUAUUGAUCCAGAAACGGGAAGACAUAUACCAUUUCGAGAACAUAAAAGUUUAACGGGCACAGCAAGAUAUAUGAGUAUCAAUACACAUCUAGGAAAAGAACAAAGUCGUCGUGAUGAUCUUGAGGCACUGGGGCAUAUGUUUAUGUAUUUCUUGAGGGGAAGUUUGCCGUGGCAAGGUUUAAAAGCUGAAACAUUGAAAGAACGGUAUCAAAAGAUUGGAGAUACUAAACGAGCAACGCAUAUUGAAGUUUUAUGUCAAAAUCAACCAGAAGAAUUUGGAAAAUAUUUAAAAUAUGUACGAAAUUUGGAUUUCUUUGAAACGCCCAAUUAUGAAUAUUUAAGAAAAUUAUUUAGAGAUUUAUUGGACACUCGUAAUUUUACUUGUGAUUGGAAUUUUGACUGGGUAGAAAAAAUGCAAAAAUUACAAAGCAGAGAAAAAAAACAAGAAAUUUCAACAUCGACACCAAAGUGGCCAUUAACAUCAAAUAAAUCUUGUCAUCACAUGCACCAACAGCAGCACAGACAAGUAAAUUUUGCUGCUGUUGGAAAUGUUUUUAAUUUAAAAUAUGUGAAUAAUAAUCAAGAACCAUUUGAUAUAAAACUAUUACAAUCAUUAGAUGUUGAAUACUAUAAUGCGCUUAGUACAGGAAAUGCACAACUUUCUUAUCCUCCAGAUUUGUCUAGUCCUUUACAAAGACCACAGCCAAAUAGGGUCAUAAAUUCAACAGAUCAAGGUGAUGAACCCAUUACGCAUGAUCACGCACCAAUUACGCCAUUAUCACCCCCACUUGUUGAUGUUGUUAGUGAUACAAAACAUAAAAGUGUUGAAUUGAAAAUGUAUAAAACUGAUGAUAAUACAAGUGAAAUGUAA